GCGCUCUGUGAUCUUUGCCUCUUUCUUUAAACUCUGUUUCUCCAUAUCUCCGUACGUAUAGGGUUGUGGUCUUUCCCUCCGGGCUGGUAUCAUGCUCGAGACGUGGUUAUCGCACACAGUCUAAUGCAUGACGUGGCAGGAUGGCUGGUGCCUGCGUCAAUCACACCUCUUCGGAAUCCGAUGAGUGGAACGAUGAACCAUGGACUGUCGAUUGUCCAUGUGGAGUCACGUACGACGAUGGAGAGGAAAUGGUUCAGUGCGAUCUGUGCAGUGUGUGGGUUCACACUGGUUGUUGCAAUGUGCCCAAGCACCCGAAGCACCUCGCCACCUAUGUGUGUGACAAGUGCCGUCGGUUGAAAUCGAGAAGGGGAAGGGGCGAUGGCGACAUUGAUAUGGUGGGGACGGUUAGGGGAGGAGGAGUUGAGGAGGUCAGUCUUACGGUGGGAGACUGUGGCGAGGAUGUCUGCGGGAAAUCUGGGUUCGGGGGUACGGAAGACAAUGGAACGUUCUCUUUCGCGGGAAGGGAUUGUUCAGUAACGGGGACGGGAGGGAGGUUGGCAGAUGAAUGUUCAGGUGACGAUGAUGAUGCGUGUGCUGAGUUCUCCAUCGAGGAUCGUGUUCAUAAGCAUGGAUGUCCCGAUGGGGAUCCGCGAGCUCUGACGAGUGGGUCUAUCGUCUUUUCGCUGCCGUUAUGGAGGGCAGUAGGUCUUGUGCCGAAGGCAAUGAACUUCCAGUGCAAUGACCUACCCCCGCCUGUGGGCGAGGAUGUGGACAUUCAGCAGAUGCUUCUGCGGCCAGAGCCAAUUGAGAAGAUAAUCGAGAGGGAAAGGAUAAGGUUCAAGAUGAGGCUUCAACUAGGUAAGCAGCAGGCAGUCAUUGGUGGGAGUGUAAGCGCUGGAGGGUUCCACACCGAGUAUGGGAGAUCCCAACAGCAGGCUUCAGAUGAGCGGGAUUCCGUUGGCGGGGCAGCAGCUCUUCAGACUUGUGUACGAAUGGACUCGCCAGAUCAGGCGUCUUGCCUUGCUCGCGGCGACGAAGUUGAUGGUGCCAGAUUUACUGGCGCGGAGAGGCUCGAUGAGAGAGAGGCUGAAUCUCUGAGCAGGCAGGGGUGCGAAAAUGGUGCCCUUCCUAUGGCCCUUGAUUGCACGAAUAGCGAGAGUAGGGAGGUUCCCGCCGUUGCCAUUCCUGAAUCCAUCCGUAGCGGAGUUACUUCAAGCAGAGAGCCCAGUUUUGAGGGUGACAGGAGCAAGGCAGUUGUUGCGGAUAUGGGGCAGGAUGCGUCAGAGCGACGCUUUUACUCGUUGGAAAGGGAAGUAGUCACGGGGGGAAACGAUGAGGCGCUUUUGUACGAUAGUGUCCAUCCGGCGCCUUCUUCGAGGGUUGUAGGUGGUGGUGCAUCUUCUACUUUGGUAUCUGAGCAGCGUUCGUCUUGUUUGUGUUAUUUAAACCCAGGGGUCGAUUCUCAUGGGGCUGGGAACGAUGAUACUUUUCCUGUAGCCCAGAAGAAGCUUGUUGCGAACGCUGAGCUACAGCGAGCGCAAGAUUGUGGGGCUGUAGACCAGUGUGCCGCGUCUCCGUCUCGUGUGAAGGUGGCCAGGGGGGCAUCGGUUGGCAAGGAGUGUGGUUCCUCAGUCGGAAGGUUCUGUUUCAACUGUUCGUGUGAGAAUACCGCUCUUUCGUCAGGGGGUGCUGAUUGUUCUGCUGACACUGACCGUGCUGCUUUCAGGGCAGCCGGUGAGUUGGGUUUCGAUUCUUGUGGUGACCGAGAUGUUUCGUGUAUAUGGCUAUGCAGCGCAUGUGGCGAUCUGUUUUCGAAGAAACGUGGCGUUUGCCCUUCCGGCAGCUGCUGUCCGCAAAGCGUCGGAUCCGGAGAUGGAGAUUCCUUAAAGUCGACUAGAGGAAGAUCUCGUAUGUCUUGCUCUGUCUGUCAAAGAUGGUGCCAUACGAGGUGUGCCGAAAGGAAGAAAGAGAAAGUUGAACGGGCUUCAAGCAGCAGUGGGAGCAGUCACGACUACUUUUGUGUGGACUGCGAGAGAAUGACGUUGCGUCUCCGAUCUCUCCGACAGGUUGUCCUGUCCAGUAGUAAUGGGACGUUUACACAGAGCAAUAUUCAAGCGAUGGAAGAUCUGGAACAGCUCCGGAAGGCUGUAAGGACGGCCGUGGGGAGGAGGAAGGGAGUGUCAUCUUCCGAUGAGGUCGUGAUGGGCACUGAUGGAAGGUCGUGUGGCAGAGCUAUUGAACCUCGUCGGAGGGAUGUUUCUCAUGAAGAGAGUGACAACGACUCGUCGGCGGCGGUUGAUAGCGGUCCCCAAAAGAGGAGGCGGAAAGAGAAUCACGAUCAAACGGGCCAUGGAAUCGGGUCGGCCGUGUUGACGAACAUUGAAGCUUCUUGUCCUGUGCAGGAAGAGUAUGACUCGGGAGUUGGUAAGGCAGGCUAUUUCUCGGAAAACGAAGCUCUCAGCCCCAGAGGGGGCGGCCAAAUCCAUGGUCGGUUGAGCCCAGAAAUGACAGAGGCAGCUGACGCUGGAGGACUUCACCAAAAAGCUCAAUUAAUGAAGGCAUCGUCGAUGGACUCCCUAGGUAAUCGGAUGGAAUGGGAGAGAUCGAGAGUCAGCAAUGGAGACGGGAGGAGGUUUGAGUUGUCCCAUGAUGUGGAGGCGGCUGCUUUGGGUGAAUUUCAGGGAAAUGCAAGGUCUGCCAGUCCGUCUUCACCUGCUUCCCUGUCAGUCUCAUCCAGACUCUUUCACGGUGGCCGAGCGGAACAAGGAGAGGAGAUCGACAUUUCAAACGAGGGAGUUACCGCUGAGCGUGUGGAAACCGGGGGAGGGAAGGCUGACGGUGAGCAUGAAACGGAUGUGGUUGGUCAGCUCGAGGGUUCCCUGUCUAAGGUGAUGUCGCAUAACUUCUCUGCGGAUGGAGCCAGUCACUCGACGGAGUGGGGCAAUGGAGGGAGCUGUAAUGUCGAUGCUGUGCCCUCUUCCCCCUUGGAAAGCUUAGCUGCCGUUGCAGUUAAUGGAUUAGACGGUGGAUUGCAGGAGUCUCGGUCAAGCUCACCGCACACAGUGCACAUGCUGUCAACAAGUACUGUGCUGGGUGACGGGGAUGUAUGCAAUGAACGAUUGGUCAGCAUUGAAGAAGGUGGCGAGGAUGUGGUAUGGAGGCAUUAUAGGUCGACCCAUGGAGGGUCUAGCAUGGAACUUAAUGUCCGUCCAGAAGAGGUCGGUUGCGGUGGUGAUAUGGUGCAGCACAUGGUGGGUAGUAGUCAUUCUGCUUUUUCCUCGCGUGAGCAGUCCCCUGAUCGAUCAGAUGACCAGGACCAUCAUAUAAACCAGCAGCCUCUACGUCCACGGCAUGGGAACAUGCUUCCAGAGGCGGAAGAGCAGGCUCUUAAUCAGCACAGACAGAGGCGAAGUGGACAUCCCCAUGUGUAUUUUGCUGCUGACCAAGAUGACUCUCGUCAUUCGGCUGAUCAGAAUCUUCCACAUCAUGUGAUGAGGGGUCGCACAGAUACUACGCCCUCUGGUCUGCGAUCUGUACUGUCUUCAGGUAUUCCUCAGCGUCCACAGUCGCGGCUUACACUGUCAGCUCGUGUAGUGAGCGCUGGAAAAAACGGGAGCGCGACUUCUGGGAUUCAUGCGGGCUCGGUGUCAGGACCUGUGGGAAAGCCUGUUGGAGAGAGGGACUUUGCAAUGCCUCAUAUAUCAUCUGUAAAGCAGGUUGCAUCUGGCGCCCGGAAAUCCCCACAAGUGCUAUCAGCGACAACACACAAAGCUGUUGUGAUUAGCGGGCCAGUACUAAGUAAGCCCGGCAGUGGACGCUUGGUACAGGGGAAGACCUCGUCGGGUGCCAACGGUAUUGUCCCUAGACAAUCAAGUUUGCACCCUUCUGCAAAACCCCCCUUGUCUUCUAGUCGUUCGAAGGUCACGGUUUCUGCUACAAAGCUCACUGUGCAGCAAUCAGCAAAGUCAUGCAAGAGUGACUUGCCUGAUGCAGCUCGAGCUGUCAGUACCUCUGCAUUGAACGUGACACGCCCCUGCUCAAGCAAUAACUGCUCGCCCAGUAAUUGUCCAGGGGCCGGGAGUUCCCCAUCAGGGAUUGCCCAGUCAAAUGGUGGCAGUCGGCAUGUCUCAUCCCAAGGCAGCGGGGGGAAGGUCUCUUCUGCAAAAAUCUCGUUGCAGACGUCUGCAAAUGGGUCGAAGCAUUGCGCAUUGGUGACGAUUGCUUCAUCGAAGAAUGGUGUGUCAAGUACUGCAAAACCAGUGCCAGUUGUUGGUAGUGGAAAGCAAAGCUAUAGUCACUCUCCGAGUCCCAAGCACUCGUCUUUGCCAUCUGGUCUCAAAUCUGUCUCAACUAACAGUGUUCGGAGCGUUAAGGAUGAAUGCUCCCGGAAACCGAAGGGGGAGCACAGUGGUGUUGCACGUACUUCAAUUGGUAUGAAGCCGUCGGUGGCAUCCAUGCCUCCACCGCCGCCGCAGCAUGGGCAUAAGAGGCUUGGAGGAUCUGCAGCCAGUAUUCUCACGCCAAUGAAUGAUGAGGAGUAUGCGAAGUUGCUGCAUCACGAACUGAAUAGCUCGCCAAGAAUGCCAAGGAUGAGUAGGGUUUCUUCUACGGGCAGUAUGGGACAGCAGCGCAUCUCGGGGAACGGGCAUGUACAGACACUCACGCCAGCAAAGCGGCUGCCAAGCAAUCAGAAUGGGAAUUCAAGUGGACAUCAUCAUGAUCAGCAGGUAUCAAGAAAGAGGCCCAAGGAGGAGAAUGCUCGUAACGGGUCUGGGAGGCAUACUUCUGAUAACACACUGGACGAAGGGGGAGGAGCUGGCACUCAAGUGAAGAAAGGGGUAGCCUGCAAUGGAGGGGUUGGGGAGUGCAGAAACGAGGUGAGCAAGCGGGGUGCCGAUGAGCCCGAAAGCUUUGGGGAUGGCCAUGAUGGGAACGGUGUCUCCAGCUUUAGUAUGGUGGGAGGCGGUGCUGAAAAGGGCUUACCUGAAAAUGAUGGUGAAGCUGGAAAGUCUGAGGUGUCGGGUGCGAUGAUGACAGCCUCCCCACAUUUUGAAGACGGGUUGGUUAUGUCUGGGGAAUUUGAGAAGAGUGGGAGACCUUCCAGGUCCAGCAGUGGAGAGAGAAAAACUUCGGGGGAGGGGAAACCUGUGACUCUUCCCGUUGUGAUCGAAGAAGAGAUUCAGGCUUCAUCAUGCAGUACUCUUUCCUUCGAAGUGAUCUGCUCAGCCGUUUCACAUCAUUUGCACGAGCUGAGAAAGGCAAAUGGGGAGUGGUAUUCUCACUCAAGCUAUCGUCAGGCUGUGCUGGACUGUCUUCGCAACCGACCCUGUUGGGCUCUCCCAGCAGAUGACCAGGCUUCAAAGUGGGCCAAUGGAGGACCAAAGAGAAGGCGGAUGUCAUCGCCGUCCAACUCAGAAGACGAAGGGGAGAGUGGCUGCUAUCAGCGGCAUCUUGGGCCCAUGGAGAAAGGGGUGUCCUGUCAUAAGUCGCAGCAAGGUGCGAAUGGUGCUGGAGGAGAUCAGCGGCGAGAAAACGGUACUCAUGACGGAGAAAAAACAACUGUUGUUAAGGAAAAUGAGCACCGUGAGCAAGUGGAAGCACCUGUUGUGAAGAGAAGUGAGGAGACCGAAGUCAGGAAGGGCAAGAGGAAGGCACGAAGGAGAAGGCUUCUUCAGAAAGAUGGAGGGGCAACUAGCGAAGCUGACAAGGAAAAUGCGAGCAUUGGUGGUGGAGAGCGAAGGAAUAGAAGCCGUGGCAAGGAUCCUGGGCAGGAAGUGGAGUCAGAACCCCCCUCCUCCUCUUCUGAUGAAGAUGCUGUCUCAAAUUACAGUGAAGACGACGAGGAGAUGGUUGGGCAUGUGAAGUUUGGUGCGCGGACCAGACGUUGUUGGCACAGGAGACACUCUGCAGUCUGCAGUGACAGCAGUCGUGACGACGAAGGUCCCUGCCGAUAGACAGCUCACCCUCCUGAUUCUGACAUGGAGGUUGAUGGCCCAGUGCGAUCAUAUGGAUGCAGUGUGCCGUCAGUUUGUCAGCUGUGAAGUCUCUGAGAUAUCCCUCUCGUUGGAUGGCACUUGACGGGGGUUGCUGUCCGUCUUUACGGUUCGGUGGUCUGCAAUGACGUACGAUCAUAUUUAUGCAGGGAUUUAAGACUAUGCGGAUGGUCUGCAAACGGUGCAUUCCCAUCCGUCGGAGAUGUUUCGCUGGUGUGAAGCCGGAAGGAGCGACGAGUGGUGGAUGCCGUAGUGCUGCGAAGCCUGAGUCAAGUUGGAAAUGUGCAUGGGGUUUGGGAUUCGAAUCAUCUCGGACCUGCUGACAUCAAAGUGAUUGAAACUGCCACGCAUUCACACAGCAGAAGGUGCUGAGGGCGACCAAGAAAAGUGCAGAUCUUCGGCCCCCCUUUUGAGAAUUGAGUCGUGGCAGUGACGAGGACGUGCAGCAGUGUCGAUUUUGUGAAGUAUUCUGUUGUCUGGGGAGCGGAGGCGGGGAGAUCUUCGCAGUCAUACCCUGUCACACAGCAGAAGGCGCUGAGGGCGACCAAGAAAAAGUGCAGAUCUUCGGCCCCCCUUUCGAGAAUCGAGUGGUGGCAGUGACGAGGACGUGUAGCAGUGUCGAUUUUGUGUAGUAUUCUGAUGUCUGGGGAGCGGAGGCGGGAGAUCUUCGCAGUCAUACCUGUUUUUGACUAUACGAAUCUCCAGUCCUAAGGCUCUUUCCCUCAGCUUGUCAUCUUGUAUUGAAGUAAAAAAUAUGACAGUGAGUUAGCCUGUGGCUGGUUAGAUCUCCCAUGAAUUGUGGUUUCGGAAUUGGUCGUUCUUGAACUGUCUAUAUAUUCCCUGUAAUUAUGAGCUCGUUCAAUCUGUUACUUUUUUUGAGGAUAUGAAUGUUCAAUGGAUGAUGCUCGUCCCUCAGAUGGCUGUCGUGCAUGUUUUCAAUGCGUUGUAGUUUAUAACCGACGCAGUCAACUAAGUCCUUGCUUGUUGGUCGAAUCAUUUCCUCCCCGUAGAUGGGCACUGUGUUGUGUAAUUAAUGGUUCACACAGUCAAUCAAGUCCCUGCUUGUUGGUCGAAUCAUCUCCCAGGAGAUGGGCACUGUGUUUUGUGUAAUAAUGGUUCACACUGGGGAGAACCACCACGGAGUGUUUGGAAUUUCCUUGUGGGAUUGAGAAUUCUCCUUGGGCUCUGGUUUCCAGGUUCAAGAAUGGUUAUUGUUGUAUGUUGUGUAAAUGCACGUGGGGAAAAGCACCACAUCCAGCCACGAGUAUGGUUAUUGUUGGACAUCGU
Chara braunii is the source of this 7280-nucleotide messenger RNA. The record is from the annotation of a GenBank genome assembly. NCBI's taxonomy places the organism in Eukaryota, Viridiplantae, Streptophyta, Charophyceae, Charales, Characeae.